AUUUAUAGUUUGGCCCAAACAUUCGAAGUUUCUGAAAUAAAAGUUGGUUUUAUAUUAAAAAUAUGAAUUAAACUAACUUACUACCUACAUUAUCUACGAGGAAUAAAAUUAUGACAGCCCCAAAGCUAUUAUAUACAAUAGAACAGCCCCAUGGGUUGGGCGAGUUAUACUUCGCGUGGCAGAAGGGUGAAGGCCGGUCGCUGCUCGCGACUACGGGGACAGAUGCGACGGUGGCCGUACAUGACCGCAGUGGGCAGCUAAUGGAACGCAUGAAGUUGCAAGGCCUCUGUGCUGGAAUGGAAUGGGACAAUGAUGGUGACUACCUAGCGGCUAUAACUCCGAACAGUAACUCCGUGUUACUCUGGGAAUGCCAUUCCAACAAGCGACUGAACGUGGAGACAGGGCUGCGGGAGGCACCUUCCUGCCUUGCCUGGGGUUACGGUGAACCAAUGCUUGCUAUUGGCACACAGAAGGGAAACCUCGCUUUGUAUAAUCAUCAUACCACGAAACGAAUACCAAUAAUAGGCAAGCACACAAAGAAAAUAACAAGCGCAGCAUGGAACAAGGACAACAUCCUUGUCCUAGCAUCAGAGGACAAGAGUCUCUCCAUCAACAAUGCGGACGGAGAUACACUACGGGUCAUCUCUCUGCGGGACACGCCCAACGACCUGCAGUGCUCUGAAAUGAAGGCUGACGAACGAGUUCCGGGGGAGAACACGAUCAGCUUGGUAGUAGGCAAAAGGACUUUGUACCUGUACAAUCUACUGAACCCGGAUAAUCCCAUAGAACUAGCCUUCCAACAGCGAUAUGGUUCUAUUGUCGCCUACAAGUGGUAUGGGGAUGGGUAUAUUCUUAUAGGGUUCAGUGCAGGCUUCGUCAUAGCCAUAUCGACCCACAUCAAAGAGGUGGGUGAAGAGUUAUUCCAAGUGCGGAACCACAAGGAGAGCUUGACAGAUGUCGCAGUGUUCAACGGGCAAGCCGCCUCGUGUGGCGACAGCCAUUUGAAGCUGAUAUCAGUGUGGAACAACGGCGAAGUCUCCGGCUCAGUGCUGCCCCCCGGCGGCGCCGAGCGCUGCGAGUGGAGCUCGGACGGGCGCCUGUUGGCCACCGCCGGCCGCGCCUAUCUCAACGUGUACGUGACAACCCUGCCGGCCUUGCACGCCGCCUACGGGACCAGGGUCAUCACGCUCACGAGCCUGUCUGAGGCCACGUUGUACCAGUGCAUCCCUGUCGGCGAGGACGAGGCUAGAUCGGAGCCGACCGUCCUCGCGACGUACGCGCUACCCCUCGAACCGCAACUCCUCGCGCUCGGCUCGUCUCACAUCAUCAGCGCGCGCGACGCUCACGCCUGGCUGUACCCGCUCGGCGGCGGCGUCCCCGCGCAGAGACAGUACCCCGCCGCUGCGGACACGCUGCGGGCCGCCGGCGAGCACUGCGCCGCGCUGUGUGCCGGCCGCGCCGUGCUACACUCGAUCGAGCCUUCUGACCCUGAGAACACAAAGCGAGACUCCAUCACGUUUCCUGAGCCUCACAUGCAGGACGCCGCCAUCACGGACAUACAGCUCACCAGCGAUUUCUUCAUAUAUGUUACUGACCAAGGCCACAUUGAGUACUUCGGCCUAGAGGAGUGGCGGACCUCCGUCCGCUACAAACACACUUGCGGGAUACGUAACGUGUACUGCGACAUUGGCGGUACCCGCGCUUGCAUCGUUGACGAGCGGCGCCGCGUGUUAGUCUACUGUCCUGCAUCCGGCGAGAUGUGUACCGUGCCAACAGUCACCGGACCGAUCAAAGGCGUAAUCUGGGACAUCUGUCUCUCCGAACGCAACGUGUUCGCCGUCCACACUCCGAGCGCCGUCCACACCUGUUAUCUGAGCGCACAUGGCACUGCCGGUCCACACGCGACACUCGUCCACACCACACCCGUGCCUCCGGACACAGCGCCGCUGUUACUGUUCUCCGGCGACGUGUACUGCUACGGGCCGCAGGGCGCUGUCCUGAAAAUCCCCCUCGACUCCCACAACACGAGCGGCUUAGCCGAUCCGGACCCAGAGAAACGCCUCGCGAACCAACGGAAACAUAUCGAGAAGCUCCUCCUGCUGAGGAGGUUCAAUGAAGCCUGGCUGUUCUGUGACGCUGUGGACGAAGAAGGCUUGUGGAGGAAACUGGGGGAAGCGGCUAUAGCUGAACUUAAUGUUGAAUUCGCUAUUUGUGUGUACACGCGGUUGAGCGACGUUGCAAUGGUUUGGGCGCUGGAAGACGCUUUGCAUAUUGAAGAUCUUUCUAUUUUGUGUGGCAUGCUGUCGGCGUGUUUGAACCAGGGCGAGGCGGCGGCGCGCUGGCUGGAAGGCGCGGCGCACGGCUCGCUGCCGGCCCUGGAGCUGCACUGCGCGCGCGGCCGCUGGGGCUCCGCGCACACGCUCGCGCUGCGGGCCUGCCCUGCCGCCGCGCCGCUGGUAGCCCUGCACCGCGCGCGACACACCGAGCUGCUAGCCGACUACCACGAAGCCCUCUCCUUCUACGAACAAAGCAUCAUGACCGACGAUGGCACCGCCAAAGUGAAAGAACACAACGAAAAGUGCGAGGCCGGCAUCGCUCGCAUGGCCAUCCGCUGUGGUGACGUCAUGCGGGGCGUCACUACCGCCAUGAAGCAUGCCCACGACAUCGAGCUACUCAAAGAUUGCGCCCAGCUGCUAGAAGACGAGAAACAGUACAACCACGCAGCGGCCCUAUACGACCACGCCGGAAACACUGAGAAGGCCGCCUAUCUCUACAUCAAACUCAAGUCCUGGCUCAAAGUCGAAGCCCUACUCCCCAAAAUCAACUCCCCGAGCAUCCACAUACAGUACGCUAAAGCCAAAGAGGCCGAAGGGAGGUACCAUGACGCGUUGAAAUCAUAUUUAAAAGCUGGUGACUAUGAGGCGGCUAUAAGGCUUAAUUUGGAGAAGUUGGACGAUAUAGAUGAGGCGGUCAAUCUGGUGCAGGAAACUAAGUCGGUGCAGGGGGCGAAGAUGGUGGCGAAUUACUUCCAGAAUAGUGAUGAUCCAUCAUCUGCGAUCAAGUUCUUGGUGAUGUCGCUAUGCUACGACGAGGCGUUCCAACUCGCUAGGAAAAACGGAAAGCUGCAUUUGUAUGGGGAAAUCCUGAUACAGACAUCACAGGCGAGACCGGAGGAUUUCAGGUCAUUGGCACUGCAUUUCGAAGGCGAGAAGAACCACCUGCUAGCCGGGAAAUUCUUCUUCCACGCGGGAGAAUACAGCAAGGCCAUGUCCCAUCUACUCAAGACGGGAGGGGAGGAGGACGAAGCCAUCAGCAUCGCUAUAGAUGCAGCAGCCGCCUCUGAUGAUGACAGACUCACUCGAAGGCUGAUAGAGUACCUGCUGGGCGAAACGGACGGUACACCACGGGAGCCCAAACACCUGUUCCGGCUCUACAUGGCCAAGCGGCAGUUUGCGGAAGCAGCCAAGACUGCGGUGAUAAUAGCGGGUGCAGAGUGCCGCAGCGGUAACUACCGCGCGGCGCGUGACGUUCUACGCGCCAUGUGCGUGUCGCUGCGCGCGCGCGGCCUGGCCGUGCCGCGCGACAUGCGCCACGCCGCCGCCACGCUGCACGCCUACAUACUGGUGCGCACUCACGUACGACGCGGUCGUCACGAACUAGCGGCGCAGCUGCUGUGUCGCACCGCAAAAGACGUCAGCUUUUUCCCCACACACCAACAUCAAGUGUCGAUUCUGACGUCGGCUGUGAUCGAGUGUCUGCGCGCGGGACUAAAGCAUCAAGCCCAUCACUGGGCGCGGGUCCUCAUGCAGCCCGAGUAUCGGGCACAGAUCGACCCCAAAUACGCGAAGAAAGUUGAGUCCGCCGUACGCCACGCGCCACGCACGGCCGCUCCUCCCGAACCGUGCACGCCGUGUCCACAGUGCGACGCGCCCGUACCUUCUGCUGCGCUUUCUUGCGCACGCUGUGAGGCGCCGCUCCCCAUGUGUAUAGCGACUGGCCUGCACAUAGUGAAGGAAGACUUGACAGCUUGCCCCGAGUGCGACUUCCCCGCCAUCUACACUGAGUUUACUGAAUUACUCCAGGAAGAAGGCAAAUGUCCAAUGUGCGGUGAAAACGUGGAUUACCGACGUCUGGUGAAGGUAGACGAUGUGUCGGCCUACAUGGACCUUAACACCACAGAUUAAGGUACACAUUGUUUUGCCUGGAGGCGAUACUUUAAUUUGAUCUAAUAAUACUUAUAUAAGUUUUUUUUUAUUAGAUAAUCUUUACCAUCGUUACCACUUUAGCUUAUUUGAUCAGUAAACAUUGUAAGCGACUUAUAUUACCACCCUUUUCGCGAGCGAAUCGAAAGUGAAAAGUUUCCAGGUAUUCAAGUGUACGUAGUGCGAAAUGAUAUAUUCCUUCGUGUUUUGUCGGAAACGUUCGUAUUUGUCGUGCUAGUUCGGACAACGCCAGUACUUCUUGUACUGAGACUGACUGAAAGAGUUGUGUGACUGACUGAGGGACGUUCGUGAGUUUCCGCGAAAAUACGAAGGAAAAAAAAUUCGCUCUACAUCUGUAUCUUAGUACUGUGUGAAGUUGUUACGCGCUCGCCUCGCUUUAAUCUGUUCCUGAUUUGGUGAUUUCAUCCCAACGGUGUUAAGUAUAUCGUC
Leguminivora glycinivorella is the source of this 4652-nucleotide messenger RNA. RefSeq names its product WD repeat-containing protein 19 (gene Oseg6). Lineage: Eukaryota; Metazoa; Arthropoda; Insecta; Lepidoptera; Tortricidae. Gene Ontology annotation, cellular component: intraciliary transport particle A; cilium. Gene Ontology annotation, molecular function: protein binding. Bases 111 to 4184 code for a protein of 1357 amino acids. Gene Ontology annotation, biological process: intraciliary retrograde transport; cilium assembly. The transcript has 26 exons. The record is from RefSeq and is a predicted model, not a curated record.